CUACGCGGAAAUGCGCAAGUGCUAGCAUGGCGCCUGCUUUCGCUGGUUUGCACCGCAGCAUCCGCAGACGGGUUUUCGAUCUCAGAGGACUACGGAUGGCCUAUAAGUACUAGCAGAGGAGUGCGGUAUACUGAACUUGACAUCGCUCGCUCGGUUCCAAUGGAGUCAGGGAACGCUUUGCCAAACGGUCCAACGUGCAAGCCACUAAAAUACAAGGAAGUUCCUCGCGCGGUCUAUGUGACACUAAUGGCUAAUGACAACGAUCCUCUGAAACAUUAUAUGGACGACACACCGGAUAGUCGUCGGUCUAAUAAUAGAGACCUAAGAACAAGAACUGCUCUCUACCUGAUGUUCACAGAUGCCGUGCGCAGGCACGAAGCUUGGGCGGUUGACGGGGGAGACUCUGUCAUCAUGUACACGUCAGCACCCGAUCUGCUGCCACGCUUUCGGAGAGUCAUGAACAGCUUCGUCCGGAAGACCAUUGACCACUUCCUCCGGCUGCUCAGGAAACCCAUGCUCACGAGGCAACAGAUAAUGCGAAGACAAAAGGUGGAUCAGAAGGUCACCGUUGCCACGGAGGAGGCUAUUGGCUCCAGAGCAAAAGAACUCUUCUAUGUUAGCGGUCUGUCCACUCGCCCUGGGAAACAAAGGCGAGGAUAUGCAUCCGCUUUGGUGAAACUAGUCACUUCGCUAGCAGACGAACAGUGCCGAGGUGUUUGGUUGUACACCAAUAAGAGAACAACUGGUUUCUAUGCUCAAUUCGGUUUCACUACCAUCAAGUCCUUCGCUGUCGGAGAAGAUGACCCGACCUGGACAGAAGUGCCGGUCGUAAUGUGCAUAAUGCUAAGGGAGCCUCAGACGCCUCCGUCAGUCUAUAAGGACUAGACGUGAGAUGAUGCGCUGUAAUACCAUUAUCUAUCUCCUCAAUAAACGUGAUCAGAUUGUAUCUCGAAUGGAACCAGAUAUUUCGUGCGAAAUGACGUAGGCUACUCCUGCGAUGAAAAUUAUUCGCUGUUACGGGCUGCUCAGAGCUAAAACCACUCAGCGACUUGAAGAGCGGACGGAGCGAUCAUCCCAAC
Laetiporus sulphureus 93-53 is the source of this 1079-nucleotide messenger RNA. RefSeq lists its product as uncharacterized. NCBI's taxonomy places the organism in Eukaryota, Fungi, Basidiomycota, Agaricomycetes, Polyporales, Laetiporaceae. Gene Ontology annotation, molecular function: acyltransferase activity, transferring groups other than amino-acyl groups. The coding region runs from base 160 to 885 and encodes 241 amino acids. The transcript has 7 exons. The record is from RefSeq and is a predicted model, not a curated record.